This is a messenger RNA of Sclerotinia sclerotiorum 1980 UF-70, 279 nucleotides long. RefSeq lists its product with no specific name. NCBI's taxonomy places the organism in Eukaryota, Fungi, Ascomycota, Leotiomycetes, Helotiales, Sclerotiniaceae. The transcript is spliced from 3 exons. The record is from RefSeq and is a predicted model, not a curated record. The coding region runs from base 1 to 279 and encodes 92 amino acids.
AUGAAGAUGAAGUGCAGCACCGAUUUUCUUCGUAGUGACCGAAGUAGCUCUGGAGAGAUGCUAGGGAUAAAUUCAGGAAUAUUUGGCAUUCUAUUAAAACCUGUCCACGAUUCUCUAUCCAGAGACAAAUUCAAACGAAAAACGACAAAUCAGUACAUUGACGAAACCAGACUAGGCAUCAGCUGCAUGGGCGUGACUUCACGAAACUUAGAUGGUAAAGCGUGGAACCUCAAAGCGCACUCUCUUCAGCUGCAGCCUCCAUCCUCCAAAAUGUCGUAA